Aspergillus alliaceus is the source of this 1549-nucleotide messenger RNA. Its product is annotated as putative MFS monocarboxylate transporter. The transcript has 4 exons. Gene Ontology annotation, biological process: transmembrane transport. The coding region runs from base 116 to 1456 and encodes 446 amino acids. The record is from RefSeq and is a predicted model, not a curated record. Gene Ontology annotation, molecular function: transmembrane transporter activity. Gene Ontology annotation, cellular component: fungal-type vacuole membrane. NCBI's taxonomy places the organism in Eukaryota, Fungi, Ascomycota, Eurotiomycetes, Eurotiales, Aspergillaceae.
GAAGGAGUGGGGAAAGGAUCCUUUGCGGGGUAAGUCCAAGUCGCAUUCUGUAUAAAUACUCGGUCAUUGAAAUCCUACUACUGCUUCCUUUAUCAACAACAGUCACUUGAACCAAAUGGAGUCGCGACCAACUCCUCGAGUACGUCCUCCACGGGAAGGCAGUCAUCAUGUCUCCAGCUUUGAACUUGAACGGCCAUCCUUACCCCCAACAGAUGGAGGAAGAGACGCUUGGUUGAUACUAGCCUCAUGCUGUCUAAUACAGUUGCCAGUCUGGGGUUUUUCCCUUGUCUAUGGGAUCUUUCAGGAGUACUAUACCUCCCACAAUGUCCUUCAAGGAAGUAAAGGGGAUUUAGCAGUAGUGGGAACAACUUCUACUGGAAUCCUCUAUCUUCUCUCCCCGGUGACUUUUACGCUUCUCACUCGUUAUCCCUACUUACAGAAGUAUUGUGCUUCUGUUGGUCUCAUACUCAGUGUCUCUGGGUCUCUGCUUUCCUCUUUUUCGGUAAAAGUCUGGCACUUGAUUGUCACUCAGGGUGUUCUAUGUGCCGUUGGAAAUGGUCUGGUCUUCAGCCCGACAACCCUCUACCUUGAUCAAUGGUUUGUUCGUCGUAAAGGUCUUGCGUAUGGGAUUAUGUGGGCUGCCAAAAGCAUCUGCGGUGUGGUGCUUCCCUUUGUGGCCAGCGCCUGUCUUGAACGGUUCGGAGCCAGUACUACCUUGAGAGCUUGGACGAUCACUACGCUCCUCUCCACUCUGGCAGCUUUGCCAUUUGUAAAGCCUCGGACCCCGCCCUCGCCCUCGACUUCCGCUCAACGUUUAGAUUUAACAUUCUUAAAGCUAGUCACUUUCUGGAUGCUACAACUAGGGAAUGUUAUCCAGAGCUUUGGCUACUUUUUGCCUACGACCUAUUUGCCAUCCUACUCGACCACCGUGGCGGGUUUAUCCAACACUACAGGCACGCUUUUAGUGGCUCUCUUCAAUGCGACUUCCGUGGUGGGUGGAAUUGUUUUGGGCGCACUUUGUGAUCGCUUUGCCGUUACCAACAUCAUACUUCUCUCAUCCGUAGGUUCGGCGCUCUCAGUCUUACUGUUCUGGGGGCUUUCAACGUCGGCCUCGUUAUCUUAUCCAGAAGCUGCGAUUGGCCUUCUCACCACUUUCUCCAUAACAUACGGUUUCUUUGCUGGUGGGUUCAGUUCCACUUGGUCGGGUGUAUUGACACAGAUCAAGCAGGAGAUGCCAACCUUAGAGACUGGGUUGGUGUUUGGAUUAUUGGCAGGGGGCAGAGGCGUGGGGAAUGUAAUUAGUGGACCGUUGAGUACUGCUUUAAUGGAGAAAGGAUCACUUGGCGGGAGUGGCACUGGGUAUAGCACGGAAUAUGGGGCGUUGAUCUUGUUCACUGGCAUUACUGCCAUUCUUGGGGCGUGGAGUUGGAUAUGGCGUUACCUGAGUGUCUGUUAGAUGAGUGAAACAUACAAGUGAGUCACGUGCACUCUCCAUUUCUUGCGGACUGGUGGUCCAUCACCACUCCCGAACUUCGGCAAGCUCAACAAA